AUGGAAGAUAAGAGAAACUGGGGUCCUAGGCCAUUCAAGUUUCUGAAUGCUUGGACCUUGCAUCCUAGUUUCUUGUUAGUUAUGCAAAAGUCCUGGUUGGAUUCGCAGGUGCAAGGGUGGGCUGGGUACAGAGUUAAGAUGAAAUUGUGUAGUUUCAAAGCUGAGUUGAAAAAAUGGAAUUCUGAAGUGUUUGGUUGUGUGGAGGAUCAACUUAAACAGGCUGAAGUUGAGUUGCAUGAGCUUGAUUUAUUGGCAGAAAUAAGGUCAUUAGAACCUCAUGAAGUUGUAAAAAGAAGGGAGGUCAAAAACUUGGUGUGGUCAUAUAGAAAGAAACUGGACUGGAUUUGGUUCCAAAAAUCUAGAGUAAAUUGGGCUCAAAAUGGUGAUAGGAACACCAAGUUUUUUCAUAUAAUGGCUAGCCAAAGGAAAAGAAGGAACUUAGUGGACUCAGUGGCAGUUGAUAGGGUUCGCGUUGAAGAUCCAGAGUUGGUGGUGGAGUUUCUUGAACCUGAGUUCACUAUGGAAGAAGUUUGGGAGGCUGUAAAAGACUGUAAUGGGAAUAAAGCGCCAAGACCAGAUGGUUUCAACAUGACGUGCAUCCAGAAAUGUUGGAAUGUUAUGAAAAGUGAUAUCUUUCAGUCUAUGCAGGAGUUUUACAAUAAUAGUAAGCUAGUUAUAGGGUUAAAUAGCUCUUUUAUUACCCUUGCUCCAAAGAAGACUAGUGAUACAUUAUAG
This is a messenger RNA of Camellia sinensis, 735 nucleotides long. The record is from RefSeq and is a predicted model, not a curated record. Lineage: Eukaryota; Viridiplantae; Streptophyta; Magnoliopsida; Ericales; Theaceae.